Delphinapterus leucas (beluga whale) is the source of this 1098-nucleotide messenger RNA. The record is from RefSeq and is a predicted model, not a curated record. NCBI's taxonomy places the organism in Eukaryota, Metazoa, Chordata, Mammalia, Artiodactyla, Monodontidae.
GCAAUAAAGGGCACCGCGGCGGUGGGGGCCCGGGAGUGGGCACAUGGGGGUGGGGGUGUGCAGGUGCCAAGUGCCAUGGGUUAGGCCCGAGAUAGGAGUCCGGCCGCCCACCGACAGCAGCCGCCUCCUGCUCCCCACGCGCUUCAGGCGCCACCAUGUCGGGCGACAAGCUUCUGAGCGAACUCGGCUAUAAACUGGGCCGCACGAUAGGCGAGGGCAGUUACUCCAAGGUGAAGGUGGCUACGUCCAAGAAAUACAAGGGAACGGUGGCCAUCAAGGUGGUAGACCGGCGGCGCGCGCCGCCAGACUUCGUCAACAAGUUCCUGCCACGCGAGUUGUCCAUCCUUCGGGGCGUGCGGCACCCGCACAUCGUGCACGUCUUCGAGUUCAUCGAGGUGUGCAACGGGAAGCUGUACAUCGUGAUGGAGGCGGCUGCCACCGACCUACUGCAGGCCGUGCAGCGGAACGGGCGCAUCCCCGGGGGGCAGGCGCGCGACCUCUUCGCGCAGAUCGCCGGUGCUGUGCGCUACCUGCACGACCACCACCUGGUGCACCGCGACCUCAAGUGCGAAAACGUGCUGCUGAGCCCUGAUGAACGCCGCGUCAAGCUCACCGACUUCGGCUUCGGCCGUCAGGCGCAUGGCUACCCCGACCUGAGCACCACCUACUGCGGCUCGGCCGCCUACGCGUCGCCCGAGGUACUCCUCGGCAUCCCCUACGACCCCAAGAAGUACGACAUAUGGAGCCUGGGUGUUGUGCUCUACGUCAUGGUCACCGGGUGUAUGCCCUUCGACGACUCCGACAUCGCCGGUCUGCCCCGGCGUCAGAAGCGCGGCGUUCUCUACCCCGAUGGCCUCGAGCUGUCUGAGCGCUGCAAGGCCCUAAUAGCCGAGUUGCUGCAGUUCAGCCCGGCGGCCAGGCCCUCCGCGAGCCAAGUAGCGCGCAACUACUGGCUGCGUUCGGAGGACUCCGGCUAGAAGCCGGAGUUCCCACCAUUCCCGCCGCCCCGAGCACUGCGCAAGCGCAGCGCACGCGCAAGAAGCGCGCUUCCGGAGUUCCGCGAAGCCGCCGCGCAACACUGCGCACCCGCCCUUUCCU